This is a messenger RNA of Schistocerca nitens (vagrant locust), 2151 nucleotides long. RefSeq names its product dynamin-1-like protein. Gene Ontology annotation, molecular function: microtubule binding; GTP binding; GTPase activity. Lineage: Eukaryota; Metazoa; Arthropoda; Insecta; Orthoptera; Acrididae. The transcript has a single exon. Gene Ontology annotation, biological process: mitochondrial fission. Bases 1 to 2151 code for a protein of 716 amino acids. The record is from RefSeq and is a predicted model, not a curated record. Gene Ontology annotation, cellular component: cytoplasm; microtubule; mitochondrion.
AUGGAGGCACUAAUACCUGUGUUAAACAAACUGCAAGAUGUGUUUGGUGCUGUAGGAGUUCAAUCUGUUCAGUUGCCGCAGAUAGUUGUUGUUGGGACUCAGAGUUCUGGCAAGAGUUCGGUAUUAGAAGGGUUUGUAGGGCGUUCCUUCUUGCCCAGAGGAGUUGGCAUGGUUACACGUCGCCCACUUUUGCUGCGGCUUGUACAUAGCCCUAAAGGAGACAUGCGUCACAGAUCUCUUGGACAAGGGACUCUUCAGUUGGAAGCGUUUGGCAUAUUCCGUCACAAAAACAACGAAGUUUUUAAGGAUUUCGGCGAAAUUCGUAAAGAAAUUGACAGGGAAACGGAUAAAGUUGCUGGAACCGGCAAGGGAAUCAGUGCAGAACCUAUUGUACUGAAAAUAUUUUCGCCAAACGUGGUGGAUCUGACGCUUGUGGAUCUUCCCGGCCUCACCAAAGUGCCUUUAGACGACCAGCCCGUGGACAUCGAGCACCAGAUACGUGAGUUGGUUUUAAGCUACAUCAGUAAUCCUAAUUCAAUUAUACUAGCUGUGGUCACUGCUAACACUGACAUGGCCACCAACGAGAGCCUUAAACUGGCCAAGGAGUGUGACCCCGACGGGCGAAGAACAUUGGCUGUGGUGACGAAGCUGGAUCUAAUGGACGCUGGCACAGAUGCGACGGACAUAUUGUGCGGACGGGUGAUCCCUGUCAAACUAGGAAUCAUUGGCGUCGUUAACAGGUCACAGAAGGAUAUCAUCGACAAGAAAACAGUGUCUGAUUCUCUGAAAGAUGAAGCGAAGUUCCUGCAGAGAAAUUACCCAGCUUUGGCGGACAGGAAUGGGACGCCUUACUUAGCCAGAACACUGAGCAAAAUGUUGAUGCUGCACAUACGGGACUGUUUACCUGACCUCAAGGCAAGAGUGAACUCUAUGAUAUCGCAGUUCCAGUCAGUGCUCGCGUCCUAUGGCGACGACAUCUCGGACAAAAGUCAGACUUUGCUUCAGGUUAUCACUAAAUUCGCCUCGUCGUACUGCGCCACUAUUGAAGGACCUGCGAAGCAUAUGAAAACAGACGAACUAACUAGCGGAGCUCGCAUCUGCUUUAUAUUCCACGAAACCUUUGUAAAAACUCUGGACACCAUCCAUCCUCUGGGAGGCCUGAACAAACUCAACUUGUUGACAGCUAUACGUAAUGCUAGUGGACUGCGACCGGCGCUGUUUGUUCCACAGGUGUCUUUCGAGAUACUCGUGAAGCGACAGAUCCGUCGCCUGCUGGAGCCUGCCCUUUGCUGUGUGGAGCUAGUGCACGAGGAAAUGCGACGGGCUAUCAGUCACUGCGGCUUCGAAGUGCAGCAGGAACUUGCGAGGUUUCCCAACCUCCAUAAAAAAAUCGUAGAAAUCGUAACCCAGCUGCUCAGACGAAGACUGCCGAUUACGAAUCAGAUGGUUGAGAACUUGUUAGCGAUGGAGCUAGCUUACGUUAACACCACUCAUCCGAACCUCAGCAAGGACUGGCCAGCAGCCACCGACGUGGACAGCCCAACAGCUUCUGAAGAAGAAAAAACUGCAUCCAAAUUUUCCGUACUGAAUUACUCUGAUACAAUUUUUCCUUGCGCGCUAGCCGAGUCUGAGGGCAACAGGCGCACUAGUGAAGUGACUGCUUGGUUGUCAAACUUGUUUCCGACUGGAGCCUGUUCCAUUAAGGAGAAUCAAAACACUGAUGAGGAUCGAAAUGAAAUCCACUCGUCUGCCUCACCAAAACGUAUUCACGAACGCAAAUCGAGACUUUUACGGCAGAGGUCCGUUAAUCUGUUGCCGGAUGCUCCGCUACAGGCAGACGGAAAGCUCUCUGAAAAAGAGAGGAAAGACUGUGAUCUUCUAGAACGCCUUAUAAUCGAGUACUUCUGUAUAGUACGCAAAACUAUUCAGGACAGCGUGCCGAAGGCAGUGAUGCAUUUCCUCGUGAAUUACGUCAAGGACAGCCUCCUGUCUGAGCUGGUGGCGAAUUUAUACACAUCCAAUCAAGUGGAUGAUUUGCUCAGCGAGCCAGGACACAUUGCUCAGCGAAGGAAAGACGCACAGGAUAUGCUCGAAUCUCUACAGAAUGCCAGCAACAUUAUUAACGAAAUACGUGAAUCCGAUGUAUGUUAA